Messenger RNA from Guillardia theta CCMP2712, 3681 nucleotides. RefSeq lists its product as hypothetical. The coding region runs from base 1 to 3681 and encodes 1226 amino acids. The transcript has 10 exons. NCBI's taxonomy places the organism in Eukaryota, Cryptophyceae, Pyrenomonadales, Geminigeraceae. The record is from RefSeq and is a predicted model, not a curated record.
AUGGACGAGCAAGAAAUCAAGCAUAUGAUACACGAGAGGUUCGAGCAACAGAUUCUCGAUGAGCUGAGACGAGCUGAGGGCACGAAGAGCAGAGGUUCGAGGGGGGAGGAGGUAGUCUCAGCUGUCGUCAAUAGCAUCGCACAUGACGGGAGGUUCCAGUCUUUCCUGCUAGACUUGACAGAAUCGCAUGGGAAAAAGAGAGGAGCUUCCCCAGGAGCUGCCGCGGGGACUUUAGUCUGGACGUUUGACUCGGACGAUGGAAGCAUGGGGAAGGAGGGCCUGGAGGGAGACGAUGGAUUAAGCUACAGCGGAAGCAGGUCGACGGUGGAGGAGAUCAACGUAGAGGAGAGGAGCAGGAUGAUGGAAGACUUCGGGGUUGACUCCGAGCUCGCUAGCAUCUGUACGCAGCUUGCUCCUACGUCGACUGAAGGGACGCAGCGAGAAAGUCUCGAGGCUCUGAUGAACAUGCCGCCCGAGGAAGUGCUAGCAGAUGCUAACAUCAAGUCGCUCUUCCAGCUGCUCUCGGGUGUUUUCCUCAACAGGAACCUGAGCAGGGAGACCAACAGAGUCUUCUGCAGUCUCUUUGCUGCCUCUGUUGGUGGGUUUCACAGCGCCGAUUUGAUUUGUGCGUGGAUGCGAGGAAUGUUGGGGCACAUGUCAUCCGUUAAUGUCUGCGUGUGUCAGGCGCAGGAGAAACACCUGAUGGAUCAGAUCGAGAGUUUUUCCUUGCUGUCAAGCUUCUUCGAUGGCAUUGCUUCUGCUUGGAACACUCUCUCUGAAGAGCAGAUGAACGAAAUCUUUGAGUGUCUUUGCAGUUUGUACAACUUGCAAAUGAAUACCUGUGAGAAAUGUUUGCAAGGUGUUCACUCUCCCAGCAAUCAGUGCUUUCCUUCCAUGUUCCUCUUUGUGCUGGCUGACUCCUCGUUGAGUUGGAUGGAAGUUUUGUUCUCAAGGUCCAGUGCUCGACACGCAUUUCUUGUACAAGCUUUGAAAGCAUCAGUUCUAUCCAAGGUCGCGGACUUCCUUUCCUCAGCUGGGGAGCUGGUCGAGUUGGAAGAGGAGCAAGAGAAGGAGGGUAUCUUGUCUAGUUACGAUCUCUUCGUCUUCACAACCUACCACAACGUCAACAUGUUAGCUCUGCUCACAAGGUAUCAGGAGACAUGCUGCAUGUUCAACAACGAAGAGGCCCGGGCUGAUUGGAUUCAACUUCACGACUCAAACGCCGAGCUGCCACGAGUUGAAAACCUCCGACCGUUCGCCUGUGAUGCGUGCAAGCUGUUCGGCUGCUUGCUUACCUCUCGCAGUCAAACUGCGAGCCUGGUCAACGUUCGUCAAGACCUGCUGAGAGGGUUGGGAGAAGUUGUCGGGUCUUCGAUCCGAAGCUUCUGUGGGAUGGAACGAGAGGGACGUUCUGCAUCAGCCGAGUCGAUUGCGACUCGAUUCAUCCAAGUGACCCUCAGGGUCUGCAAGAUGCUCAGAGACCUUCUGGAGUCGAUCGAUACCACGAGACCAUCCAAGAGGACCUGUGAACAAGUCUUGUGGAUCGCUGAAGUGUGUAUGCGAGUUGUUGAGAAUGCUGAGAAGGAUUUUCCCGAUCUCCUAUUCUAUGCUCGUCUGAAUGGUGAGAGGGAGGAGGGAGAUGGAGACAAGCAGCUCAUAGAGUGGAUGAGAGCGAAGUUGUCAAAGUCAACUUGGUAUGCCGGUCUUGCCGGAUCGAAAUCUUUCGGAGAAAUGUCGGAAGAGAUGAAUACGUUGUCGCAAGUGGUGGCUGAGAGGGUUUUCGAAAUAUCACCAACCGAGCAGAGUGAAAGAUUGUUCUCUGUUCUCACUUUCUUCCUUUCCCCUGGUCGGUCAAGACUUCAUUUAUACGCUUCCACCAAAUUCAAACAUUGGACAAAGCAAGCAAAGCUGGAAUUCCAAAACAGCUGCUGCAGAGACUUUCCAGGGCAGAACCUUCGUUCGUAUCGUUACUUGAGGCAAGUUGAGAAAUCUUUGCAGGGGAAUGGAUGGGAGGAUUUGCUUGACAGAGCUCGACUAGAAUGCAUCUCAGACCUUUUCACGAGAAUGGAGAACAGGGCUGAUUUUCUCGCUGCUGAUUCUCACACCACAGACAUCAACACUUCUUGGAACCUCGUUAUGGACCUGGCUUCCCCUCAACAUAAUGCAAAUGACUGCGCCCUGCUGUGGGACAAGCUGCUUGCGGCAGUUGUAAACUACCUGGAGGACAUAGAUAGCAAGGGAAAUGACAGCAUCCGGCUCUCGUUCAUGUGGGCGUUCAAAAGGUUGUGCUGGCUAACCGCCAGCCCUCUAGUGCACAGAGUGUGUAAGGACAGCAAACUUUUGAAGCAGUGGAUUGAGAUCAACAUCGACGUCGACGGGGAAUCGAAAGAAGAGCAUCCCCUUUUGAGGAGGAACCCAGAGCAAGAAACACUCCUCCUGAUCCUCUUGCGUUUCAUCUCCCACAACAUUUCUCUAUGGAUCGAGAUCCUGACUGAAAUCCCAAACUUGAGGCUGUACGUCCUUGGGAGGUAUCGGGUUGAGGCCGCAGGUGACAAGCUGGCCCCUGCUAGAGGGCAUGAGCCGAAGGAUUUUGUUCAUGAGCUUCAGCAAGCCUUCGAUCCCAUGUACGGGGAGGACAUGACACAGGCGUCUGGGAGUCUCGUGAUUGACAGAGAGGCGCUGCUUUGCGAUGACAUCAUCACCAGCGGAACUUUCUUCUCCAUCGGCCUUGCAGGAUCAAUCGAGGAGGGACAGCAGGACGUCCUCCGCCUCCCAGCCACGCUGAGAUGUAUCAUUGAGAAGGAGGGCAAAGUCAUCAGCUCCAAAGCAGCUCAGAUGAAACCCCCGUACGAUCUAGACAGCCUGAUUCAUUUUCCCACUCAGGAUGGUUUCAUACAGGCCUGCCAUGGUUUCCUUGCUAGCAUUCCAGCAGCAGCAAUGGGGACGAGCUCCUUGAGCAGCAGUGGUGCGGAGGAGAGUGAGGAAUGGGCGUUGAAGCACGGGGAGAUGACUUCGUCGCUGUUUUGGACGUUGGCGCUCAAGGCUUGCUCCGAUAGCCUCUGUCAUGUUGAGAAGGCGCAAGAAGACUUCCAAGGAGAGCUGAGAUAUCUCUUGACAGGACAGGUGGGGCGGGGGCAGACGUGUGCGAUCUUCACUUCCUUGCUGUACGUCCUCAACGAGUGCUGCAUAGACGACGCGAUGAAGAGCAUGUCAUGCGCCCUGUCACGGUUGUGCCUCGGCCUGUCGCUCUCUCCUGCGGCAGGUUGCGAUAGGUUGUCAAAGUUUGCUGAGCUUGUAGCUGAAGAAGAGCUCAAGGACGUUGCAAGGGGCUAUAGAGAGCUCGGCGUUUCCAUAGGGAUGGUGGCAAGCUGUUGGAUAUCACAAGCCUUUCUCAACACCUUCGAGUGGCAAGAGGUCUUCGUCUGGCUGCUCCUUCCGGCCGCCAAGACUUUGGCGCUGGCCCUCGUCGAGGGUGCAGAGUUGUUGUCAUACACCUGUGUAGUGGCUGUGAAGGUGAUGGAGGCACAUACAAGACGACACUAUUGCGACGAUGAAUAUGAAUUCUUGGAGUUGGGGAAACAAUCGCUUCCAGACUUCAGGCUGUCGCAAUGGAUUGCUGAAAUCAGAGGUCUGGCGGAAAGAUACGAGCCUUUAUGCAAAUCGUUCUUAUACAAACAAUGA